Molecule: messenger RNA, 1918 nt
Organism: Phytophthora infestans T30-4
Lineage: Eukaryota; Oomycota; Peronosporomycetes; Peronosporales; Peronosporaceae
Product: striatin-3 family protein
Exons: 9
Coding region: 1-1782 (593 amino acids)
Molecular function (GO): protein binding
Source: RefSeq, a predicted model, not a curated record
AUGGAGAGCGUGGACGCAGCGCUGCGCUACCUGCAGCGGCAGUUUGCGAGCGUUGCUAGUGACGAGACACACUGGAAUGAGGAGCGCCAGAAGUUGCAGGCGCAGGUACGCGAGCUUGAGGAUCAACGAAGCGAGCAGGAACAGGCCUACAAGGAUGCAAUGCUACGCGUCAAGAUGCUCGAGUUCGCAUUGAGACAGGAACGUGGCCGCUACUUGGCGUCUCCGGCUGCAGUUUCUAGCACGGGAGGAUCCUCUACCAAACCAAGCACCGAAAGUACUGAGAUCUCGCGCGGCGUGACGGUCACGCGCUCCAAGUCUGGACGCACCAUCGAGCAGCCAUCACCCGCGCCGUCGCCCGCCGGCAGCCCCAGGGCUUACAACAUUGGUAGAACAGAUAUCAAGAACAAGAGCGCAUCCAGCACCCCCAAGAACUCACAGGGUAAGGGCAUGGAAAUCUCGCGGCCGCGCAUGAUGUCCAGGACGGCGUCGGGACGAGAACCCGAGCGCGAGACGAACAGGACUGUGUCCGGACGGGAAGUGGAGCGUGAGAUGAAUAGGUCAGCGUCAGGAUCAGGACGUGAGGUGGAACGCGAGAUGAACAGAUCAGCCUCGGGAUCCGGACGGGAGGUGGAACGCGUUGAGCGUACUAUUGAGACGACGAAGUCGUUGAAGCCAGCAGUGAUCCCGGUUGCACCCAAAGGGUCCUAUCGAGCACACAAGUUGAAGCUGAAGCUGUCAGGGCACAUGGAUGGAGUGCGAGCGCUUGCAUUCCACCCAACGGAGCCGUUGUUGGUGUCGGGUAGUGAGGACUGUACAGUGAAGGUGUGGAAUUUGUCCAGUGUCGCUAAUGGUCCUCCAUCGCAGCGAGCAACCGAGGUGGACUCGCUUGUGACUAUGCGGACGCACACAAAGAGCGUAUUGGCUUUGGCUGUGUUUAGCGCGGAAAACUCCGAUUGUCCACCUGGCCGAGCAGGAUCAUUCGUAUCGGCGGGUCGCGAUGGAGCGCUGCACCUAUUCCAGUUGCCGGGCACAGAAACGGAUAAGCCCGAGCCAUACACGUACCAGGAGUAUGAGGGCAUGAAAAUGCAUUCGAUUAAGGAUGCUCACGACGAUGCAAUCUGGGACCUUCACGCACACCCCCUUUCAAACACGUUAUUCUCGGCUGGGGCUGACGGCGCUGUCCGAACAUGGGGAGUUAUGUCAGAGCUUACGCUCCAGGGUGAACUUCGAUGCGCCAGCAAGACCAACACAAACGGGACCGGUCCAAACAUUAGUGGAUCUUUGAUGCCGACGUCAGUGCACGCGAUGCUUACGGAUCCGAAGACGUGUGUGGUUGGGUAUACGAAUGGAUCCAUCGCCCAGUUCGACUAUGCUACUGAGCGAGUUAUUCAGUUGACACGUGCAAUUGACGUUGACACGACGGGACGAGGAGGCCAAGUGAAUAAGCUGAAUGUGCACCCAACGAUGCCAAUCGCUAUUGCAGCUCACCAAGACCGAAAAAUUCGGUUGUACGACAUGCGAGCAGGCGAGUGCGUCGGCUCUCUUACUGCUCACCAGGAUUCUGCUACAUCGCUUUCAAUCGACGCAGCGGGGUUGUAUCUUGCUUCCGGAGGUCAUGACGGCUCGUUGCGUGUCUGGUCGGUUGGGGACAGACAUUGCGUAUUUGAGCAAACGGCACACCGGCCGAAGAUGGGCGAAGCCGUGCAUUCAGUGACUUACCACCCGUCGCGCAACUUCAUCGCGACUGGCGGAGCGGACAGUACAAUAAAGAUCUUCCAAUGAGCUGGGAAACGGCUUUAGAAGGCGAUAUCACCGCUCGAUCUCUGCUGUCGAGCGAGUCACAAUUGACCGUGUGAUGGCGAUAGCUGUGUUUUGUGCACAGCUGACUAGUGGAAUAGAACUACACAACUUGAUUCUC